This is a messenger RNA of Penicillium canariense, 375 nucleotides long. RefSeq lists its product as uncharacterized. The coding region runs from base 1 to 375 and encodes 124 amino acids. The record is from RefSeq and is a predicted model, not a curated record. The transcript has 2 exons. NCBI's taxonomy places the organism in Eukaryota, Fungi, Ascomycota, Eurotiomycetes, Eurotiales, Aspergillaceae.
AUGUCUACCAACCACGGAUCCGGCCAGUCUAGCGUUGGCAACCGUUCCCUCUAUGAGGCUGGUGACCAGCGCAACGAGCCUCAGUCUGUCCUGAACGAGCGUGAGCGCUACAACGAGGGUAUCAAGGGCAGCCACAAGAACCUCGACUCUAAGGAUCAGCGCUCCAUCGCCAACAAGCUUGCCUCGCAGGAGCGCAAGCCCAACUCUUCCCACCACCACAACAAUGACUACGAUCCCGAGGCUGAGUUGAGCAAGCAGGAUCCUACCAAGCCGGCCAAGAUGCACGGCAACGCUCCCUCCAAGGGCGCCAAGAUCGAUGCUGAGCUGCAGGCUGAUGAUGAGCAGCGCCUGCGCGAGAAAGGCAUCAAGAAAUAA